GGCCGCUCCUCCGGCCCGGGGAGCGGUGGCGGAGGGCGCUGGGCGCGCAGGCGGCCACCCGGCUCUGCCCCGACCUCUCUCCGCCGACUCCCGCCUCUCCCUCCGCUCCCCCUCGGCCCCUCCUUCCACACUCCGCUGCCUCCUCUCCCCGGAGAGCUUCCCGGCACCUUCCGCGACGACUUUGGAGCCGGCCCACCGCGGAGCCCACGGCCGUCCGAGCGCGAGCCACGCAGGUGUCCGAGCCCCGCGCCGCCGUCAUCUUCGCCCCCGCCUGGCUGGGACCUGGGCCUCGAGGUCUCCUCGCUACUUUGGAAACUGAAGGGACUGCGACGGAAACCAAUUUACUGUUUUUUAGGUGUACUUCUCUGAAGAUGAUUUGUCAAAAGUUCUGUGUGGCUUUGUUACAUUGGGAAUUUAUUUAUGUAAUAACUGCAUUUAACUUGGCAUAUCCAAUUACUCCUUGGAAAUUUAAGUUGUCUUGCAUGCCAUCAAAUACAACAUAUGACUUGCUCUUUGCUCCUGGAAUUUCAAAGAACACUUCAAAUUUGAAUGGACGUUAUGAGGCAGUUGUUGAAACUAAGCUUAAUUCAAGUGGUACCUACUUAUCUAACUUAUCAUCCAGAACAACUUUCCACUGUUGUUUUUGGAGCGAGGAAGAUAAAAACUGCUCUGUAUAUGCAGACGACAUUGAACGGAAGGCACUUGUUACAACAGUAAAUUCUUUAGUUUAUCAGCAAACAGGUGCAAACUGGAACAUACAGUGCUGGAUGAAAGAGGACUUGAAAUUAUUCAUCUGUUAUAUUGAGUCAUUGUUUAAGAAUCCUUUCAAGAAUUAUGACCUUAAGGUCCAUCUUUUAUAUGUUCUGCUUGACGUGCUAGAAGAAUCACCUCUGCUCCCCCAGACAGACGGUUUUCAGAUUGUUCAGUGCAACUGCAGUGUUCAGGAGUGUUGUGAAUGUCGUGUGCCCGUGCCGACAGCCAAACUCAAUAGCACCCUUCUUAUGUAUUUGAAAAUCACAUCUGGUGGAGUCGUUUUUCCCUCACCUCCAAUGUCAGCUCAGCCCAUUAAUGUUGUGAAGCCUGAUCCACCAUUAGGUUUGCAUAUGGAAAUCACAGACACGGGUAGUUUAAAGAUUUCAUGGUCCAGCCCAACAUUGGUACCAUUUCAACUUCAAUAUCAAGUGAAAUAUUCAGAGAAUUCUACAAAAAAUAUGAGAAAAGCUGAUGAGAUUGUCUCAGCUACAUCUCUGCUAGUAGACAAUGUGCUUCCUGGGUCUUCAUAUGACGUGCAGGUGAGGAGCAAGAGAUUGGAUGGCCUAGGACUCUGGAGUGACUGGAGCGCCCUUCUUACCUUUACUACACAAGAUGUCAUAUACUUUCCACCUAAAAUUCUGACAACGGUUGGGUCUAAUGUUUCUUUUCACUGUAUCUAUAAAAAUGAAAAGAAGAUCGUUCCCUCAAAAAAGAUUGUUUGGUGGUUGAAUUUAGCUGAGAAAAUUCCUCAAAGCCAGUAUGAUGUUGUGGAUGAUCAUAUUAGCAAAGUUACUUUUCCCAACUUGAAUGCAACCAAACCCCGAGGAAAGUUCACCUAUGAUGCAGUGUACUGCUGCAAUGAGCAAGAGUGCCAUCAUCGCUAUGCUGAGUUAUAUGUGAUUGAUGUCAAUAUCAAUAUAUCAUGUGAAACUGAUGGGUACUUAACUAAAAUGACUUGCAGAUGGUCACCCAAUGCAAUCCAAUCACUUGCAGGAAGCAAUUUGCAGCUGAGGUAUCAUAGGAGCAGCCUUUACUGUUCUGAUGUUCCAUCUAUUCAUCCUGUAUCUGAACCCAAAGAUUGCCACUUGCAGAGAGAUGGUUUUUAUGAAUGCAUAUUUCAGCCAAUCUUUCUAUUAUCUGGCUAUACAAUGUGGAUUAGAGUUAAUCACACGUUGGGCUCACUGGACUCUCCACCAACUUGUGUCAUUCCUGAUUCUGUGGUGAAACCACUGCCUCCAUCCAGUGUGAAAGCAGAAAUUACUGUAAAAAUUGGAUUAUUGAAAAUAUCUUGGGAAAAGCCAGUCUUUCCAGAGAAUAAUCUUCAGUUCCAGAUUCGCUAUGGUUUAAGUGGAAAACAAGUACAAUGGAAGAUGUUUGAGGUAUAUGAUGCAAAACUAAAAUCUGCCAGUCUCCCAGUGCCAGACCUCUGUGCAGUCUAUACUGUCCAGGUGCGCUGUAAGAGGCUAGAUGGACUGGGAUAUUGGAGUAAUUGGAGCACUCCAGCCCACACAGUUGUCAUGGAUGUGAAAGUUCCUAUCAGAGGACCUGAAUUUUGGAGAAUAAUUAGUGAAGACACCACUAAAAAAGAGAGAAAUGUCACUUUGCUUUGGAAGCCCCUGAUGAAAAAUGACUCGUUGUGCAGUGUAAGAAGAUAUGUGGUAAAACAUCAUACUUCCCACAAUGGAACGUGGUCGGAAGAUGUGGGAAGUCACACUAAACUCACUUUCCUUUGGACAGAGCAAGCACAUUCUGUUACGGUUCUGGCCAUCAAUUCAAUUGGUGCUUCUUCUGCAAAUUUUAAUUUAACAUUCUCAUGGUCUAUCAGCAAAGUAAAUAUCGUGCAGUCACUCAGCGCUUACCCCUUAAACAGCACUUGUGUAAUUCUUUCCUGGACGCUCUCACCCAGUGAUUACAACCUGAUGUAUUUUAUUCUUGAGUGGAAAAUUCUUAAUGAAGACAGUGAAAUUAAAUGGCUUAGAAUCCCUUCCUCUGUUAAGAAGUAUUAUGUCCACGAUCAUUUUAUCCCCAUUGAGAAGUAUCAGUUCAGUCUUUACCCAAUAUUUAUGGAAGGAGUAGGGAAACCGAAGAUAAUUAAUAGUUUUGCUCAAGAUGAUGAAAAACACCAGCAUGAUGCAGAUCUAUAUGUAAUCGUGCCAAUAAUAAUUUCCUCCUCAAUCUUAUUGCUUGGAACAUUGUCAGUAUCACAUCAAAGAAUGAAAAAGUUGUUUUGGGAAGAUGUUCCAAACCCCAAGAACUGUUCCUGGGCACAAGGACUUAAUUUUCAGAAGAGAACGGACAUUCUUUGAAGUCUAAUCAUGAUCACUACCGAUGAACCUAAUCUGCCAGCUUCCCAACAUUCUAUAGAGUAUUAGAAGAUUUUUACAUUUUGAAGAAGGGGAGACAAUCUAAAAAAAAUUGGUGAAACUAUUGAGAACUAAAAUAUGGUGGAUUAUGUUCAUUUAGAACUUAAAACAGAUGGGUAAAUUUGGAGUUCAAGACAUUGAUCUCAGUCCAGUUCAGUUUGGAUGUAUGAUUACUUCUCAGGUCAUCUCAAAAAUAGUAUUUAUGAUAUCUGGCUUUUGAUUUGUCCUUUGGUCAUAAAACAUUAAAAAAUAUGACUGUUGCUCUCAGCACAUAUCUAUUAGAUAUCAUCAAAUUUAUAAUAGACAGUGCUGUAACCACAGCUUCUGACACAUAACUUGGCAAAUACAAUGACUCUAAAUAUAAAAUGUAGCAAAAGUUUUUAGUUUACAUCUUAUGUCCAAAAAUUUCCAUUUUAUAUCCUUUUAUAGACACUUCAGCCUAUAAAUUGAACCAUUUGGGUAUUCUUUAUAAUGUCUUGGAGCUCUUAUAUUUAUCUAACUCUGAUCCAUAUGGGAAUUUUCAUUUUAGCCUUGAAAAUGGCCUAAAUGUUAACUUCCAUUUCAGUUCAAAGACAGUGUUCUGGUCGAAGGCCAGUAGAAGUUAUAGUUCAUUUUGGGAUGACCUGACAUAUCCAGGUCAGAUUUACCAGAUAAGAAAACACAUCAGCUUCCAAUUCGGCAUCUUUGUGAAAUUCUUGACUAAAUUUAAUUUAUUUACACUGAACCACCCAAAACUUCUAGCAGGCAGAGAAAUGGGCAGUGAUGCAAAAAGGGAGACUCUCUAAAGCUUUUAGAAAUAGCUUAAAGCAAACCCAGGACUUUCCUUCUUGAAAAAAAAGACCACCACUAAUGCUAGUGGUGAAUUACCUUGUGUGCCUUGCUGCUCACAUUCAAAAUAAACCAAAGCCGCUGUUUGAUUAACCCAAAUAAUAUUUAAAUUUAGGAUACAUAUAUAUUACUUACAUUUAGAUUUCAUUCACAGUUUUAUUUGAAGGUUAAAAAACCUAAAACUCAGGAAGAAAGUGUCCUUUCCCCACUUCAUUGACUUUUAAUAGAUGUCAUUGGAAUGUAAAAUUGAAGUGUGAAAAUAUGAAAGGAUAUUAAUCCCUUCUAGCUGAGUACAUAUUUAAUAUGCUCUCAGACUGUUCUAAAAUCUUGAAAUGUUAGAUGCAUAUGGUGAUUGAAAGGAUUUUUUAGUACACAUAUUCUUAAUGAAUGUCUGUGACCCAUUGAUAAAAUAUACUUUAAUAAUAUACGGAUAUGUGUUUGUUGUUGUUGUCUUCCAUUAUUAGUGAACUCUUUCAUCAAAUGCAUUUGAAGAAGUAAAUUGUUUGGUGUAACAGAUUAAUUACCGAUUAUGAAGUUUUAGAGGGCAUGAAAUAUGUCAAACAUGUCAUUUGAAGAACAUCUGUGAGUUUGCAUGCUAUGUGCCAUUAUUAUUUUUGUUUUCAAUGUUAAUAGUAUGCAGUUCCUUUAUUUGUAGAUCUUAAUUUCUUGGUUCAUUUAAAUUUUAAGAAAAUCAAUACAUAUAUAGUAGUAACCUUAAUAAAAAAUAAAACGAGCAAAAAAUUUUGAAGGAAAUUAUAUAAAUUUAAUUAUAUAUUUCUCUCAGAAAGAAAACAGGAUGAGAAAUAGUUUUCUCUUUACACAUUAUGUUCAUAUAAUAACAGAAAACUUUGUAUUAAUACAGUAUUUGUUAUUAUGUAGUAUUUUAGUCUCUAUAUAAAUCUAUUCCAUUAUAUUUGGUAUAUUUAUUCCUUUAUGUUUAUAAUCACCCAUGUAUUUCAUUGAGUUCAACAUUAUGUUAAAUGAAUUGUAUUUUUAUAUGGAAUAUAUUUGUCAUUAUGAAUGUUGAUUAUAUUGUUAUUUCAAGCAAUAUAUCUGAAUUCAUUCUUUUAGUUUAAGAAUUAUAAAAUUCAAAAUUUUAAUCAUAUGUAUAGCAUAAAAUUGAACACAUUUUCUAUAGUACUUCAUUUAGUUGUGUUAAUUUUUCAAUCUGCUGUGUCUACAGUUUUAUUUUGCAUUUAUUUUUUCAAUAUGUUUACAUUGUAUGAGUUGAGCUUUUUUGCACAUAGAUGCUUGCUUGUAGCUGCUUAGCAGGGUUUGUUGUUGUAAUGUAACCACUGUUCUUAUAAAAAUAUGAUGUGCA
Messenger RNA from Dama dama (fallow deer), 5265 nucleotides. It is a transcript of the gene LEPR, whose product is annotated as leptin receptor. Gene Ontology annotation, molecular function: protein binding; cytokine receptor activity. The transcript has 20 exons. Gene Ontology annotation, cellular component: external side of plasma membrane; membrane. NCBI's taxonomy places the organism in Eukaryota, Metazoa, Chordata, Mammalia, Artiodactyla, Cervidae. Gene Ontology annotation, biological process: cytokine-mediated signaling pathway. The record is from RefSeq and is a predicted model, not a curated record. Bases 372 to 3059 code for a protein of 895 amino acids.